CUUUUCAGUAGUGAAGUGCGUGCGCGUUUCGCGGCAAACGGAAUUGCCGCCGGUUGUAAAACAGUCGCAGGAUAAAAUCGACUCGAAACGUAGCGAAAUUAGUUCGGAAAAUAAUAAGUUUGCAUAAUCCAAAACGUAAUUCGAAGCGAAGGGUGAAACUUAAAAUGAAUAGCGGCGCGUAAAUAUACUGUUAACUAUUUACGUUGCCGUGCAAUUUCCAGUCCAAAUCGCAGCCCACCCCCUUUUAUCAACGAAGCGCCAGUCAAGCCGCCGUGUUAUCAGCAAACGGAGCGCGACAAAAAACACAAAAAAUACACAAAAAAAACACAGAAAAACGUACUAAAAAAGAUAGAAACAGCACAAAGUAUAUGUGGGAAAGCAAAGUGAAAAGAAAAUGCAUUUGAGUGCGUGAGAGUGUGUGUGCUUAGGUUUCUUCAUCAAAUCAAAGGGAAAAAUCAACUGUUAACCGGCGAGUGGACGCAUUUAAAGCCAUCGAAAAAGACAAAAGACAAACAACAAGGCAGACGUGCAUGAAGGGAAAUCUGGCGGCUAACCGGCCGAUGAGUCUGGGCCAUCAUCAAUUACCCCAUUGCCUCGCACCUGGCCAUUAAAGCCCAGGCGUGUGGAGAUUGUGCGGAUUGUGGAGAGCAACAGGUUGGCCGGCCAAGUCCUUGGGGACUCCAAGACAGCAAGACACCACGACGACCAAGACACCCAUCCCGACACCCGCAUAAGUGGGCGAGUACGUGACUUAAUCAGCGGACGCAGCUGGAUUCUGAGCCUGGCUAACGAGGCGACCAGAGCGAUCACAAAAAGAGCUGGAGAAGAAGGAGGCGUGUCCCCAUUUUGCCCGCUAUGAUUUCAUGCACGGCACAGUGAGCAGGAGCAGCAGCAGCAGCAGCAGCAACAUGACAGAUGUGUCAUCGCCAGCUGGUGGCGCCGCAUCUCCGGUCGAAAUAGCCACCAGCAGCUCUACAGUCGCCACUACGUCGCCGUCGGCGUCGGCGUCGGCUUCCAAACCGCUGACCAAUGGCGCCAACAAGACGGCUAUACCAACGGCAGCUGGAGUGACACCGGGAGCUGCUCCUGGACCUGGUUGUGGAGCCAUCCCCGCCAGCAGUUCGAGUGGCAAUCAGGUCAAGCUGGAGCAUCAUCACCGCCAGAGCAAUAACAAUCGACCUGCGGGCAGCAAUCGCAGUUCGGAAACCAAGCUGAGAUCUCCAGCCGGCGAGAGUGACGGCGCCUCAAGGCUGAUGGCACCUGCCGGCAGUUCCUCAUCCCCAUCGCAAUCGCAAUCGCAAUCUCCAUCUCAAUCUCAAUCGCAAUCCCAAGCCAGUAUACAAACCCAAACGAGUCAGCAGGACAGGCUGGCCAAGGCAGCAAGCACCACGGCAUCGCAGCAGGAUGUCGAUGAGGUGGCCCGCCUGUUUGAGGAGAAGCCGGAAGCUUUUGAGAAGUGGCUGACGGAAAGGGCUCCUCCAGAGGCACUCAGCCGGCUGCAGGAGUUCAUCGAGAAUCGCAAACCACACAAGCGACCCUCGGUCACCUCCGAUCUCUUCCAGCAGUGGAUGGCCGCAUCGCCCACCGUGCAGCAGAAAUCGCCGAGGAGUCUCUCCAACUCCUCGGCAUCUUCGCUUCCGGAGUGCCGGAGGCAUCUGAUGGACCUGGACGAGGGCGAGCUGUUCAUGGAACUGAUUCGCGACGUGGCCAAUGAGCUGGACAUUGAUGUGCUGUGCCACAAGAUUCUGGUCAAUGUCGGACUGCUCACCCACGCGGAUCGUGGCUCGCUGUUCCUGGCCAAGGGCACGCCCACCAACAAGUAUCUGGUGGCCAAGCUAUUCGAUGUCACCCAAAAGACAGCACUCAAGGACGCAGUGACUCGGGCCAGUGCCGAGGAGAUAAUCAUUCCCUUUGGCAUCGGCAUCGCGGGCAUGGUGGCGCAGACAAAGCAGAUGAUUAACAUCAAGGAGGCCUACAAGGAUGCGCGCUUCAACUGCGAAAUCGAUCUGAAGACCGGCUACAAGACGAACGCCAUCCUCUGCAUGCCCAUUUGCAACUACGAGGGCGACAUCAUAGGCGUGGCGCAAAUUAUUAACAAAACGAAUGGCUGCAUGGAGUUUGACGAGCACGACGUAGAAAUCUUUCGGCGUUAUCUGACCUUUUGCGGGAUUGGCAUACAAAAUGCCCAGCUCUUUGAGAUGUCCGUCCAGGAAUACCGGCGUAAUCAAAUCCUCCUCAAUCUGGCGCGCAGUAUCUUCGAGGAACAGAACAAUCUGGAGUGCUUGGUCACCAAAAUUAUGACAGAGGCCCGGGAACUUCUCAAAUGCGAAAGGUGCUCGGUGUUUCUAGUGGACCUCGACUGCUGCGAGGCGAGCCAUUUGGAGAAGAUAAUUGAGAAGCCCAAUCAGCCAGCCACCCGCGCCAUCAAGUCCGCCGAUAGCUUCGAGGAGAAGAAAAUGCGCAAUCGUUUCACCGUGCUCUUCGAACUCGGUGGAGAGUAUCAGGCUGCCAAUGUAUCGAGGCCAUCUGUCAGCGAGUUGAGCUCCUCGACGCUGGCGCAGAUUGCUCAGUUUGUGGCCACCACCGGGCAGACGGUCAACAUCUGCGAUGUCAUCGAGUGGGUCAGGGAUCACAAUCAGAUUCGGGCCGAGGACGAAAUAGACAGCACUCAGGCCAUCCUCUGCAUGCCCAUUAUGAAUGCGCAGAAGAAGGUCAUCGGCGUUGCCCAACUUAUCAACAAGGCCAACGGAGUUCCCUUCACCGAGUCAGAUGCCUCAAUUUUCGAGGCAUUUGCCAUCUUCUGCGGCCUGGGCAUUCACAACACCCAGAUGUACGAGAACGCCUGCAAGUUGAUGGCCAAGCAGAAGGUGGCCCUCGAGUGCCUCAGUUACCAUGCCACCGCCAGCCAGGAUCAGACGGAGAAGCUCACCCAGGACGCGAUUGCCGAGGCGGAGUCCUACAACCUGUACAGCUUCACCUUUACGGACUUUGAGCUGGUCGACGAUGACACCUGUCGCGCAGUGCUGCGCAUGUUUAUGCAGUGCAAUUUGGUAUCACAGUUUCAGAUACCAUAUGAUGUCCUUUGCCGUUGGGUUUUAAGUGUUCGCAAGAAUUAUCGGCCUGUGAAAUACCACAAUUGGAGGCACGCUCUCAACGUGGCCCAAACGAUGUUCGCCAUGCUGAAAACCGGCAAGAUGGAGCGCUUUAUGACGGAUCUGGAGAUUCUGGGUCUGCUGGUGGCCUGUUUGUGCCACGACUUAGAUCAUCGUGGCACCAACAAUGCGUUCCAGACCAAAACUGAGUCCCCGCUGGCCAUUUUGUACACUACUAGCACGAUGGAGCACCAUCACUUCGAUCAGUGCGUAAUGAUUCUCAAUUCGGAGGGAAAUAAUAUUUUUCAGGCCUUGUCACCUGAGGACUAUCGUUCGGUCAUGAAGACCGUGGAAAGCGCCAUUCUGUCCACCGAUCUGGCCAUGUAUUUCAAGAAGAGGAACGCUUUCCUGGAGUUGGUGGAAAAUGGGGAAUUCGAUUGGCAGGGCGAGGAGAAGAAAGAUCUACUUUGUGGCAUGAUGAUGACUGCCUGCGAUGUGAGUGCCAUUGCCAAACCAUGGGAGGUCCAGCACAAGGUGGCCAAGUUGGUGGCCGAUGAGUUCUUCGACCAGGGAGACCUCGAGAAGUUGCAGCUCAACACCCAACCAGUGGCCAUGAUGGACAGGGAGCGCAAGGACGAGCUGCCCAAAAUGCAGGUGGGCUUUAUCGACGUGAUCUGUCUGCCCCUCUACAGAGUGCUUUGCGACACCUUCCCCUGGAUCACUCCCCUCUAUGAAGGAACCUUGGAGAACCGACGCAAUUGGCAGGAUCUGGCGGAAAAAGUGGAAAUGGGCCUGACCUGGAUCGAUCACGAUACAAUUGACAAGCCCGUGGAGGAGUUUGCCGCCUGUGCGGAUGAGGAGAUCAAGGACAUCGAGUUCACGGUGACCACGCUCAAUUGCAAUCAGCAAUCCCAGCAUGGCAGCGAGGAUAGCCACACGCCGGAGCACCAGCGAAGUGGCUCCAGAUUGAGCAUGAAGAAGACCGGAGCCCUGGGCAAGGCAGUGCGAUCCAAGCUAUCGAAGACUCUUUACAACAGCAUGGACGGCUCAAAGCCGAAGACCUCGCUGAAGCUCCUAGAAUCCCAUGUCAGCGAGGAUAUGGACGACAAGAGUCCCACGAGUCCUUCGCAACCGCAGGCAUCCGGGAGCAUGGGCCGCAUGUCCGCCUCCUCCUCCACUUCAUCCGCCGGCGGGCAGAUGGUGGACAAGUCCAAAAAGCGAUCCAAACUGUGCGCGUUGUUAUGACGAAAGCCGUCCAAUUAGA
Drosophila teissieri is the source of this 4356-nucleotide messenger RNA. RefSeq names its product cGMP-specific 3',5'-cyclic phosphodiesterase. Lineage: Eukaryota; Metazoa; Arthropoda; Insecta; Diptera; Drosophilidae. Gene Ontology annotation, molecular function: protein binding; 3',5'-cyclic-nucleotide phosphodiesterase activity. The coding region runs from base 864 to 4337 and encodes 1157 amino acids. Gene Ontology annotation, biological process: signal transduction. The record is from RefSeq and is a predicted model, not a curated record. The transcript is spliced from 13 exons.